CUCUUACCUCAUCCUAAGAGUGUCACCAUGGGUAAAAAUAAGCAGGCACAACGUACCAAGAAUAAUGCCCGACCAUCAAAUAGUAGCCGUAGUGCAGAACUUUUGGGAACCGCAAUGCCUAAUUUUGUUGGAUUCUCGGCAGUUAAGGACGGAGGAUAUGUUCCUGUUCUGCCUGGAUUAUCCUUAUGUUCCCUAAACGAGAUUGAGAUGAACAAUAUAGAUUCUAAUUUUCAAGUUAUAUUAAAAAAGAUGAGCAAGAAAGAUGCUACGACAAAAUUUAAGGCAUUACAAGAAUUUGCAACUCUAUGUCAAGAUGCAGAAUUCUCAGCGGUAGAAGGUACGUUACCGUUUUGGCCAAGAUUUUAUUGUGCUCUGUCUAUUGAUAUAGAUCACAGAGUGAGAGAAGCUGCACAGUUGGCACAUGCAGCUCUUGUCAAGCGUGUAGGCAAAGGUAUUGCAAUGUAUUUGAAACAAUUGGCUGGUGCUUGGUUUACCUCUCAAUAUGACACAUAUCCUCCGGCGGCAUCAGCUGCUACCAACUCUUUUAACAGCACAUUUCCACCUUGGAAAAUAGUUAAUGCGAUUAUUCAUUGCCAGUGCGAAAUUUUAUUAUACAUUAGCAACAAUGUAAUUGUGCACACGGCUCAAACGUUAUCGACGCAGAAGUCUCUUACUAAUGAAGAAAUGGAAGCUAAAUAUGAAAGAGUACUGGUAGCAAAUCUCCAAGGAUAUAAUUGUUACUUCAAGAAAGUACCGCUUGAUGAAAUCGAUAAAACCUUGGAGAUUCACAAUAAAAUUUUAAGUAGUUCAAGAUUUUGGAAACUGGCUAAACACGAUGCUUUGCCAAUAAAAACAGCUUUUUUCAAUGUAUUGACAUCGAUAAUGGAAAACGUGGGAAAAUUAUUAGAAAAUGAAAAGAAAAGGACAGUGACCACUAUCAUGAAUAGUCUUGAUGAAUCUGAACCUGUAAUUUUAUCAGUUGUAUGGGAAUCAAUGCUCAUAGCUACAACGAAAAUUGAUGAUUGGCAUCUUGUAGUAAAUAUUAAUAAACUCGUACUCCCAAAAUUAUGGCACACUUUACGAUCCGGUGGCCAGUGUUGUGCUAGCACUGUUUACCCAAAUCUGCUACCCUUUGUCAGUCAAUUUCCAAAGUUUAAUAUUGAUCUCACUAAUCUGUAUACGAAUUUCUUUAACAAUAUGCGUCAAGGAUUUUCUGUCAAAAGUGUGCAAAUGAGCCGUUCAGAAACGCUUGCUGUAACAACAUCUUUCAUUGAAUGUUUGCGUUAUUCGAUCCUCAUAAACGCCGAAAAUGUAGAUUUAUGCGUUCGGCUCCUUAAGGAACAGCUUAUGCCUGUUAUAGAAGCUUGCAUGACGGAUAGUAUUUUUAUGAAACAAUAUUGUUUUAUCGAGAUUACGCAUCUAAUAAGAUAUUGGAGUAAAAAUCGUAAUAAUGAGAAAUAUAAAUCAUACAUUUCUUUAAUGAAACAGUUCUGGAUUGAAUUGCCAUUAUUGUUCGAAAGAUAUAUGAAUAUGUCAAAGGGGAUCGCAUAUACAGAUGGAAAAGAUUUUCAUAUCGAAUUCUUGUUAAAUUUGAAAGAUGUACCAGAUCGCACUCGUAAGAAGUUAAAAGUAAAAUUUUCCGAUCCAAGUGAUUCAGUUACUGUGAGCGAACCAAAGAUAAAAGUUGUCGAUGUUUAUGCGGAUACUGUUUUUAAUGCGGAACUUUGCAAGUUUGUAAAUGGACUUUGUACAAUUUACUUUAAUUCGAUAAACGUAUCAAUAAAUAAUCAUCAAAACAUAGAAUAUAUCGAACAGCUGAAUAAACUUAUAAAACAUUUUGCAAGUAAGGAAUUAUUCAUUGCAUUUUCAAAAUCAUUUAAAUUUGAUGAGAACUUCUUUGAGUUUUACGAUAAGAGCUUGAAACCUUUAUUGAUGCAAAAAUCAAAAAUGGCUGAACAAGUUCUUGAACUAUUAUUCUAUUUUAUUACAUAUAUAAAUGACGCAGAAAAGAAUACAGUUCUAAAAUCAUUAAUCGAAUUAAAUGAUAUUGCAAUAAUAAGAAAUGUCGUAUAUUGCUGUUUAUCUGAACAUAACAGAAAUGAUAGCGUAAUUAAAAAAUGGUAUACACAAGCUAAUAUACCUAAACUAUUAGUUGAUAUGACCAAAGAAAUUGCUUCAUGCAGUGAUGAACAGUAUGAUUUCGAAAAAAAUCAAAAUUUGAUUUUAUCAGCUUUUGAAAUUCCGGAAAUUAGAGAUUUAUUAAUAAAUAAUGAAGGGACAAGUGAAAUUGUAUCGAUUCUAUGUGAUUCAUUAAAUGGAAGAGAUGAUACUUGUUCCAUGCAAUUUGUUGCAUUUAUUACGAAAUUGAUGACUUUAAUGUGGAAACAUAAUCGAGCGAUAUUAAGUGCUGUACAAAUAUUGGAAACACUUUUUGAAUUAUGCACUCGAGAACAUGAUGCUUUAACUGCUGAUACUAUACGUAAUUGUUGGAAAGAAGGAUUCGUAGAAAGUAGUCAAAUAUUGUCUAUUUUUGAAUUUAAUAAUCUUAUUAAAAGAUACGGUAUUAUUAUCUGGAGUAAAAUAUAUAAUAUACAUGCAAAUCCUACUAAGAGUACAUUAGUUAAUUUGGCAACGGAUGUUUUAGAAGUUAUAAUUAAUAAUAUUGACAUAACAAAAUUUGAUUGCGUUGAAGAAACUAUUCUGUCAUUCCUAACGGCAUCUGACAUAAAGUUGUGGAUUGAAGAGAUAACCGUUAUUGCAAUAUAUGGUGAAAUGUUAACAGGCUAUUUAUAUAUGUCAAAUGUUGAGAAGAAAAUACAAAUUUUACAGCAACCUACAUCUAUCAAUAUAAUAAACGAUAUCUCUUCGGAUAAUACAAUAAGUUGCUUAUCAUGGGCUUUAUUUAUCACAGAUUUGCUUAAUAAUCUGUAUGAGAGACUAAAAGACAUUGAUUCAGAAAAUGCUAUAGUUUCAGAAGAAGAAAAUUUUGAAUUAAACGAUUUAAAUUUACCAGGAAUCACGGAAAUAUUAAUAGAUAUUAUAUACGUAGUUAGCAUAGUAAACAUAUACAGUAAACAUUAUAAAUCCACUAAAUAUUAUAAUGAUGUUAAAAAACUUCGUAAUUUAUUAAAAAAAAGUUUUGUUAAUUUGCAUAAAUAUUUUACAAAGAAUAUCCAUGAUGAUAUAUUAUCACGUAUACAAACAAAUCAGAAAAGUUAUGGAUGUAUGCUACCAUAUAUAAUUUACACACAUUACAAUGAAUUUUUCUCGAAUGAUCAACUUGAGAAUAUCAUGAAAUAUUUUGAAAAUUACAGCAGUAAUGAAAUUGUAGGAGAAUAUGAUGAUGAAACAAAUAUUCAAAUAUUACAAAUCUUAAAUUGGCCACAAAAUGUUUCGCAAAUAUUAACACACGGCGAAAUAUAUUCAAUAAUUGCCACAAGAACUAUGAUAUCUGACAUUCCCAAAGAUCAACCUCCUUCACUAUAUGAUCCUAUUAUAGAUCAUAUAAUUACAUUACAUUUUAAUGAACUUUCUGCAGUUUUGGAUCAUGAUAUUUCUAUUAUUUCAUGGGAUAAAUUGUUUUUGCAGCUAGAAGUUAUAAGAUUGUUUGAGACAGUUGUCCAACAUAUUCCGCAGAAGUUGAAACAAGAAUAUUGGGAUGUUAUCUUGAUAUUUCUCACAAAGUGGCAACAGUUAUAUAACAACGCCAAACAUAAUUAUAGUGACAUUAAAAUAACAAUGUUGAUAAUAGCAUUUAGUCAAUUGUAUUAUGCAGUUGAAACUCUGAUGAACAAACAUAAAUUGAAGCCAAUACCAGAAUUACCUUCAACACUCUUGGAUGAAUGGAAAAAUGUAAUUGCUGGCAAUAUAUAUAAUGGCAUUAUUCAAACUUGGAUAUUUUAUGCAGAUUUAUGCAAUCAAAGUACGGAUAUUAUAAAAUCUAUUAUACCAUUGAAUUAUUUGGGAGAGGCAAUUUGUGCAUUUGACAGUAGCAUAUUAUUCAAAAAUUAUGAUGAACAAACCGAAACGAUUGAUUUCAACAAGAUGUUAAUGCUAUCUCUGAAAUUACUACAAUCUCCUGUUCCUAGCAUUCAAUUGGGUGCCUAUUACGCAUUGAAAUAUAUGGUACCGGAACUUGUACAACAUGAUAAAAUUCUUGUUGAAUCUGAUAACUUCGAGGCGAGCAAUCUCAAUAUUAAAAAAUUCGAAGAAGUACUAUCAAAUAUACAGACUAUUAUAAAUACAAUGCUUAUGGAAUUCAAAUUAUGUGAUACAGUUACCUGCACAAUCCAACCGUUUACAGAUUCUUACACAUAUACGUUAGGAUAUCUAUUAACAUGGGCAAUUGUAUUAGAUAUCUGCGAAAAGUCUCAUAGUAAUUUACGAUAUCAAUAUGCUGAAAUAUUGAAAAUUAAACUUUUCCCUUAUCUGUUGGAUAAUAUCUUCAAGUUAAUACCUAUGGAAGCGCUACAAGAUAAUAAAAAUAAAACUGUAAAACUGUUAGAACUAUUUACCACUGCUCCAGUUUUUUGUUUCAAAGAAAGUUGGACGGAAGAGAGAUUAGACCAUAUUGUAUGUUGGUUAUAUACAAAUUGUUUGCGGCUUCUACCAGUAUUAGUUAGACAAUGGCUAAGUACAGUUGAUAGCAGAGUCAGUGCAACAGUAGAUAAGAUUACAAGUCAUUAUGUUAGUCCUAUGUUAUGUGAAGAUGAGCUUCUUUAUAGCAGAUUACAAUUGGCUAAUGUUGAAAAUAUGCAGGUAAAAGUACAUUCAACAGCAAGGGAAGUAGUAGCUGUGUAUCAAAUGGAAGAUACAAAAUUAGAAUUAAGCAUAGUGCUACCACCAAACUAUCCUUUAGGUAGAGUGAAAGUAGAAUCUGGUCAACAGAUAGAUGGUAUGGCAAAAUGGAAAAAUUGUCAUAUGCAACUGUCUAAACUUCUCACACAUCAAAAUGGCUCUGUUUGGGACGGUCUUUUAAUGUGGAAACGUAAUUUGGACAAGAAAUUUGCCGGUGUCGAAGAGUGUUAUAUAUGCUUUAGCAUUUUCCAUAUCAGUACAUAUCAAGUACCAAAAUUGUCAUGUCAUACUUGUCGUAAGAAGUUUCAUACUCGCUGCUUGUACAAGUGGUUCAGUACAAGUCAAAAAUCUACCUGUCCAAUUUGCAGAAACGUAUUUUAAUCUGGUUUGAAAAGAUGUUGUUUUUUUUUUACAUAGAAACAAAUUAUCCAUGGUACAAAAUGAAGUUAAAACAUUACAGUGAAUGAAAAGGAGAAAUUACGCAAAAUAA
Molecule: messenger RNA, 5287 nt
Organism: Acromyrmex echinatior (Panamanian leafcutter ant)
Lineage: Eukaryota; Metazoa; Arthropoda; Insecta; Hymenoptera; Formicidae
Gene: Ltn1
Product: E3 ubiquitin-protein ligase listerin
Biological process (GO): ribosome-associated ubiquitin-dependent protein catabolic process; rescue of stalled cytosolic ribosome
Cellular component (GO): cytosol; RQC complex
Molecular function (GO): ubiquitin protein ligase activity; ribosomal large subunit binding
Source: RefSeq, a predicted model, not a curated record